Molecule: messenger RNA, 2342 nt
Organism: Monopterus albus (swamp eel)
Lineage: Eukaryota; Metazoa; Chordata; Actinopteri; Synbranchiformes; Synbranchidae
Gene: itpk1b
Product: inositol-tetrakisphosphate 1-kinase b
Exons: 12
Coding region: 358-1578 (406 amino acids)
Biological process (GO): inositol trisphosphate metabolic process
Cellular component (GO): cytoplasm
Molecular function (GO): magnesium ion binding; inositol-1,3,4-trisphosphate 6-kinase activity; inositol-3,4,5,6-tetrakisphosphate 1-kinase activity
Source: RefSeq, a predicted model, not a curated record
UUAAUCGAUAAUGACAGCACGUGAAAUCAGUACUGAGUGUGAUUCGACAGCUGGGAGUGGUAUUUUCCGUGGGGGUCGUGAAGGCAGCAUCAGUCUCCUGGAUCCUGGGUGUGUGCAGUCAGCACAGAGACAGAGCAAAAACACCAGGAACAUCGCAACGUGCGUCCAGCUCUGCCUGUCAUCUGGUGCCUUGUUUGAAAACUUCUACCUUUCCUCCACCGGACGGACCAAGGAUGGGAAACAAUCCGCUCUAGUUUGUGAAGAGGACACAUUCAGAGGGGAACUCUGCUAAAACUACCAGGUUGAGUCGUCAGUCACAUCAUUUACCGCCAGGUAAGGUCCAGGAGCGCAGUGAAGAUGCAGACCUUCCUGAAAGGCCGGAGAGUCGGCUACUGGCUCAGCGAGAAGAAGAUGAAGAAGCUGAAUUUCCAGGCCUUUGCGGAUUUGUGCAGGAAAAGAGGCAUAGAAGUUGUUCAGCUGGACCUCAGCCAGCCUCUGGAGGAGCAGGGGCCCCUUGACGUCAUCAUCCACAAACUGACUGACCUCAUCCUGGAGGCUGACCAGAACGAUUCACAAGCGGUGUUGCUAGUGCAGAGAGUGCAGGACUACAUUGAUGCCCAUCCUGAGACCAUUGUCCUGGACCCUCUUCCAGCCAUCCGGACCCUGCUGGACCGCUGCAAGUCCUACCAGCUCAUCCACAGGAUAGAGAGCUGUAUGAAAGAUGAGAGGAUUUGCUCGCCUCCAUUCAUGGUCCUGAACACAGAGUGCAGCCCAGAUGUGCUGGAGCAAAUCAGGAGGCAAGGACUCUCAUUCCCCUUCAUUUGCAAAACACGGGUGGCUCAUGGCACCAACUCCCACGAGAUGGCCAUCAUCUUCAGCGAAGAGGACCUGAAGAGCGUGAAGCCUCCGUGUGUUAUCCAGAGCUUCAUCAACCACAACGCAGUGCUCUACAAGGUGUUUGUGGUGGGAGACUCCUACACUGUGGUGGAGAGACCCUCAUUGAAGAAUUUCCCUGCUGGACCUGCAGACAGGAAAGCCAUUUUCUUCAAUAGCCACAAUGUUUCCAAACCAGAGUCGUCCUCAGACUUGACUUCGAGAGAGAAUGUCGAGGGAGUGUCUCAGCCACCCAAUGAGGAUGUCAUCAGAGAGUUGUCCAAGUCCUUGCGGCAGGCGCUGAGUGUGUCCUUGUUUGGCAUUGAUGUCAUCAUCAACAACCAAACAGGCCAACAUGCUGUCAUUGACAUCAAUGCAUUCCCUGGUUAUGAGGGUGUCCCAGAGUUUUUCAGUGACCUCCUGAACCACAUCAGCAGCGUGCUUCAGAGCCACAACCCUGACUUCACCCCUGCCAAUGAGCAGCGCAGAAGCCCGCCAGCUAGCACUACGGUACCCAACGCCAGCCUGCCGUCCCCUGACUACUGCAGCAUGCAGGGCAGAGACCCCAGUGGCAGCCCCUGGAUUGUAGAGGGUGACGGCACCCUGAAGGGCCCGUGCCAGAGACUGGGGUGUAACUCAGCCAUGUCCCCCAACUUCCAGCAGCACUGUGUCUCCACAAUAGCUACCAAAGCUUCCUCCCAGUGACUGACUCUUGGCCCCCACUCUGUUUGAUCCCUGAACAAAAGUGGACAACAAUGUACCACUGACUCCUCUGCACAGACUGAGUGGGGAGAAGCGGUGGCUGGGCAUUUGAACACUACUCCACUGAUCCCGGGCUGCUAUGUGACUGUGGUCAACCGGCAGCAGACGACACGAGUCCAAACAUGAGUAAGGAGAUGAUUUGUUAGUUUGAAAAACACAUGUAAGCAGUUUACUUUUUAGAGUGCCAUCAAAUGGACUUCAAGCGUAGGAGAGACACCUGCUGAAAACAUGAUUUCUAAUGGUUAAAAAGACUAAAAGUGAAUCUGCAUCAUCAUGUGACCAAGUUUUUAGAUGAUUGUUGUUGCACCGAUAGGUCAUUGCGUGUUUACUCUACAUCAGAUGCCUAAGGUUGGGUGUCCAACAAACCAAGGACCUCCUUGUUUGAGUCAGUGCAUGAAGACAAGGAAUCACAUUCCUUUUUGUGUUCUGUGGAUGUUUUCUAGAAUUUUUUUUUUUCCUCCCCCCAAAUUCCAGUGGGAUCCUGUAAGGGUUCUUGCAUUGCUUCAUGGUUUUGAAGUCUCCUUAAACAGACUGUCUUAGUACUUUUAUUUGUAAUAUGAGCAACCUACUCUCUUGAGGCAAACUUGACCCCCUUACACUGCUGUCACUUUUUACUGAAUUGUUAAUUAGAGACUCAAUUAUUCCACUAAAUUAAGAUAAAAUGUGUUUGAUUACCCAACUAAACUGGGUAUUAGUUAUUUAGUGAC